Mucor mucedo is the source of this 1087-nucleotide messenger RNA. Its product is annotated as shikimate kinase. Bases 65 to 640 code for a protein of 191 amino acids. Gene Ontology annotation, cellular component: cytoplasm. The record is from RefSeq and is a predicted model, not a curated record. Gene Ontology annotation, molecular function: gluconokinase activity. NCBI's taxonomy places the organism in Eukaryota, Fungi, Mucoromycota, Mucoromycetes, Mucorales, Mucoraceae. The transcript is spliced from 2 exons.
GGAAUAAAUCACAUCUUUUUUUUUUUUUUUUUGAAUCUCUUGUUCUUCUUUUUAUAUAUAAACAAUGGUACCUGUUCCUAUUUUUGUUUUGAUGGGCACAGCUGGUUGUGGUAAAAGCAGUGUAGCUGAAGCCAUGCAACAUGUUCUCGGUUGCGAGUUUUUGGAAGGUGAUUCUGUUCAUCCUCAAGCCAACGUGGAUAAGAUGGCCGCAGGAUAUCCAUUGGAUGAUGAUGACCGUUGGCCAUGGCUUCGGUUAAUUCGUACUCACUUGACAGAAAAGGCCAAGGCUGUACAAGAUUUAGACAUUGCAUGCAAAAAUCGUGCUGUUCUGGUGACAUGCUCUUCGCUCAAGAAAGUCUAUCGAGACAUCUUGCGUGAAAUUCCUGCUGAUAUAGCUCAAGUUAUCUUUGUUUAUUUAAAGGGAAGUGAGGCACUUUUAUUACAGAGAAUUCAAGGUCGUAAAAAUCAUUUCAUGCCUCCCAGUAUGCUUCAAUCUCAGCUCAGCAUUCUGGAAGAACCUAAUCCCGAAGAAGAGGCAGUGAUUAUCGCUGAUAUCAUUCCUACACCUGAUGUGGAAGCCAAGCACAUCAUUGCAGCUGCAGUGGAGAAGGGUUAUUUACCAGACUCAAUCCCUCUCUAAUGUUCUUUUUUAUAUAUGUACAAUUAUUUUUAUUAAACCAGGCUAUUAUUUUUAAGAACAGGACCGGAUCCUCGGUAAAGAUGAUUUUUAAGGGGGUUAUUUACUGAAAAAAAAAGGGCUUGGUGGAUUGUGUAUGUAUGUAUGCAAGAUAUAAAUAAAUAGCAGUGAGAUGCGCGCCACUCUAUCACAAUUGACGACUGAGUUUGAAAAGUAAAGUCAAAAAGAAGCAUGAAAAAUUGCUGAUUUGUUGUCAGGCUUUGGAGGAUGUGCUUAUAGAGAUCUGCAGAAUGUGGAAAGUUUUCCUUCUGAUGAGACACAAAGAACCUAAUUAGAAAUGUAUACUUUCUUGAUAUAAAGCGUCAAUGAACACAAACUUUUGCUCUGUCAGACGUAUAUUCUACCCUCUUUCUCCUCCUCCUCCCCCCCCCCUUUUUUUUUGGUAAUGUC